AUAAUUAAAAUCCCCUAAUUUCGAAUUAAACAGAAACAAAACAGAAAGUUUGUUAUUUUCAGUGUCAAGUGUAUAAUUAUUGUAUUGUAAACAGUAAUUGAUAAUUAAUUUUACCCAAAAAGUAGUCAUUAUAAUUCGUGAAGGUGUUUGUGCUAAUGGAAAUCCUCAAGAACAAUGAAGAACCAAGCACACACUAUGAUGAGGGCACUAAACUAAUGCUUUCAAACAUUCUUUCACACCCAGCCUACAAUAAACCAAGUUACAAAUGGUCAUUGGAUGACUUUGAAUUCGGAACUAGAUUAGGCCGUGGCAAGUUCGGGAGAGUGUACAUCGCACGCGAAAAACGUUCUGGUUGGGUGGUGGCACUCAAAACUUUACUAAAAAAAGAAAUUGUCAAAGGUCACGUUGAACGACAAAUACUGAGAGAAAUUGAAAUUCAAUCUCAUUUGGAGCAUCCGAAUAUUUUAAAACUGCAUGUAUGGUUCCAUGACGACCAUCGCAUUUACUUAGCAUUAGAGUUUGCCGGAAAAGGAGAGGUGUAUAAAGAGUUAACCAGUAGCCCACUUGGAAGGUUUUCUGAACAAAGAACAGCGAAGUAUAUUUAUCAAGUCGCUGAUGCUCUUGACUAUUGCCACCGUAAGAAAGUUAUACAUCGAGAUCUAAAACCUGAAAAUUUGUUACUUUCAAUUAAUGAUGAUAUUAAGCUGGGUGAUUUUGGGUGGUCGGUCCACGCUCCUUCGUUGAGCCGUAAAACUAUGUGUGGAACCUUGGAUUAUCUUCCACCAGAAAUUGUCGAAGGAAAACAGUAUGGCAAAUACGUUGACAAUUGGUGUUUAGGUAUAUUGUGUUAUGAAUUCUUAGUUGGUAGUCCUCCCUUUGAAAGCAAAAGUACGGAAGAAACAUAUGCUCGAAUUAAAAACAUUCAGAUUUCGUUCCCUAUGCAUAUUUCAGCUGGCGGUGUUGAUUUAAUCUCGAAGUUGCUACUAAAAUCAUCUGUAAACCGCAUCACAUUGCCAGGUGUUAUGAAACACCCAUGGAUAGUUACCAAUUAUAAGGAUAAGAAAUAAGAUUUUGUAAUAUUUUUUUAAAAGUUUGUGUUUUUAUUAUUUAAAGUAAAGUAUUGGAAUUUGAAUAGGCAAG
Photinus pyralis (common eastern firefly) is the source of this 1140-nucleotide messenger RNA. Its product is annotated as aurora kinase B-like. Gene Ontology annotation, biological process: regulation of cytokinesis; protein phosphorylation; mitotic spindle organization. The record is from RefSeq and is a predicted model, not a curated record. The coding region runs from base 156 to 1067 and encodes 303 amino acids. The transcript is spliced from 6 exons. Lineage: Eukaryota; Metazoa; Arthropoda; Insecta; Coleoptera; Lampyridae. Gene Ontology annotation, cellular component: chromosome passenger complex; spindle midzone; spindle microtubule. Gene Ontology annotation, molecular function: ATP binding; protein kinase activity.